This is a messenger RNA of Puntigrus tetrazona (Sumatra barb), 3049 nucleotides long. It is a transcript of the gene rab3ab, whose product is annotated as RAB3A, member RAS oncogene family, b. Gene Ontology annotation, biological process: protein localization to plasma membrane; regulation of exocytosis; axonogenesis. Gene Ontology annotation, cellular component: endosome; synaptic vesicle membrane; axon. NCBI's taxonomy places the organism in Eukaryota, Metazoa, Chordata, Actinopteri, Cypriniformes, Cyprinidae. Gene Ontology annotation, molecular function: GTPase activity; GTP binding. Bases 124 to 786 code for a protein of 220 amino acids. The transcript is spliced from 5 exons. The record is from RefSeq and is a predicted model, not a curated record.
CAAUCAAAGCCCCGACCCCGCCCCCUCCCUGCGUCACACGUCUUUCAAGUGACGUCAAAGUGUCUGCAGGUGUUGGAAGAGGCGCAGUAUUGGCGUAAGUGACGCUUUAAAACGGCUUUUACGAUGGCUUCAGCUACAGAUAACCGUUAUGGACAAAAGGAGUCUUCCGACCAGAACUUUGAUUACAUGUUCAAAAUCCUGAUCAUCGGGAACAGCAGCGUCGGAAAGACCAGCUUUCUGUUUCGUUAUGCAGACGACUCCUUCACGCCAGCAUUCGUGAGCACGGUGGGCAUCGACUUCAAGGUGAAGACCAUCUACAGGAACGACAAGAGGAUAAAGCUGCAGAUCUGGGACACGGCGGGACAGGAACGCUACAGAACCAUCACCACCGCCUACUACCGCGGAGCCAUGGGCUUCAUCCUCAUGUACGAUAUCACCAACGAAGAGUCUUUUGCCGCAGUGCAGGACUGGUCCACGCAGAUUAAGACGUACUCGUGGGAUAAUGCCCAGGUACUGCUUGUGGGCAACAAGUGUGACAUGGAGGAUGAGAGGGUGGUGGCCGCUGAGAGGGGACGACAGCUCUCUGAGCAUCUCGGCUUCGAGUUUUUCGAGGCCAGCGCCAAGGACAACAUUAACGUUAAGCAAACCUUUGAGCGCCUGGUAGACAUAAUCUGCGAGAAGAUGUCCGAGAGCCUGGAUGCCGCUGAUCCUGCAGUGACGGGGGCCAAACAGGGGCCGCAGCUCACCGAGCAGCCCGCCGCUCCGCACCAGGACUGCGCCUGCUGAAAACCCCACGGCUCUAUCUGCACUGCCUUGCACCGACACACAGAAAAACACCCGUUUAGGUAUUUAACAAGAACAAGAAACAUAAGACCCUCAGUUCCCGUACUGCCUUCUCUGGCCACACAAUCUAUAGCUCCUCCCCCUCCUCUCCAAAUACUCAUCUUCAGUGAUUUUAUCUAACGUGCAAUCCAUUCAGUUUUAAAAAGAAACUUAAAGGGACAGUUCACCUAAAAACGUAUUAUUUAUCCUCGUGUUUGAAAAACGGUCCCCAUUUACUCCCAUAGUAUGAAAAAAAACAACUCUUUGGUGAUCGAUGUUCCUCAAAAGAUCUUCUUUUUUGUUCAGCAGAUGGAAGAAACUCAUACGGGUUUGAAACAACUCGAGUGACAGAAUAAACAUUUUUAGGUGAACCGCCCCUUUAAGGGAUCGAUCAGGCCUGAAAUUAUGUUUCAUAAAAAUUGUGUUUUAAAGACUUUCUAAUUAGGCCUAAGUUGAGAUUUUAGGAGCGUGUAAUCAGGCCUAAGCUUUACUAAGUUUCCGAUGCCUUCAUUUCACUUCAGAUUUUCUUCACCCGCUCUUCCACAUCCUUAAAUUAUUUAUGAACAAAUAUAAAAAAGCGACAUGGACAGAGAUUUCUGUAUAUUUAUUCCAAAAAGUGUACAUAAUAAAUACAGUUCAGUAUUUAAAUAAUACAUUAGAAAUAUAUAUCGACAAGGUUUUUUUUUUCUUUUUUUGGAAAUUCUGACAAAUAUAAAGGAAGUUAGAGAAGUCAAUUAAUGCUGUUUUCAUGGUGAUUUUUUGCAGUGCUCGUCACAAACCUUUCUUGCUUAUUUGUAUCUGUGACAUUGUAUCUUGUUCACUGCCUUGCCUCAUGUUAUUUCAGUCCCGGGACUGAAAGCCAGAUAUCAUACACAAACAUUCCUUACUGUAAAUUUGCAUGGAAGGAAAUGAAGCCAUUUAGGCAAAUAGUGGUAGGAUUCCUUUCUCGACGCUUCGUUAGGUCACAAGUGUAUACAAGUGUAUUUCUAGACAAAAACCGAGUUUGCUGUUGCUUAUUUCAUUCUAGCAGCAGAGCCAUAAGCUCGACCUACUUGCUAUCAACAUUACUCUCAUACGCUCUCAAAAAUUAGCAAACGUCACUGAGAUUUCGACUGGCAUUUCCCAUAAUGACUUUUUUUUUUGGACUGGCGUGUCCUGUGCAAGAUUUUACGUGGCUGCCAGGCCUGCAACUAUAAUGCAAAAGUCAGUUUGCAGAAAAAAAAAAAAAAAAAAAGCCCACGAUAAGUAUUAAUGUUUACAUGUGCGAGAUCCUCCCCGAUUAUUCCUGCAUCUUUCCUUUGCUCUUCUGUCUUCCUUUAGUGAAAACUUUAGUGUAAAUACAUUUGAGCCUUCGGUUUUAUGUGUGGACUGUGUCGUAUCGAUUAUGGGCUUUAAAAAAAAUCUAGGCGAUAUUAAAAACAAAUAUAUAAAAAGAGGAUUUAAAGGAUGUUCUUUACCUGCUGUUGUGUAUGCCUGCUCGUGAAUGAAUGUGUCACUUUAUUACAGAGCAAUAUUGAAGAAAAUACCUUUUCGCGUGUUGCGGAUUAUUUAUCGUUUCGUUAACAUUUUCGUAGGACGGGAUGGAAAUGUGGUCGUUUGAGCAAGUGGUUUAAAUCCUAGUCGCAAAAAGUACUGUUGUAAACCAAAGCAGGCAGAUAGACCGACUGUGACGUCUUCUGUGGAGCUGGUUUGCUAAAAAUCUAAAGCCUGACUGUAUUUAUGGCGAAUGCUGUUCGUUAUUUCUAACAAAAAAAAUUAGUGUACUUGUCUGCAGAGCCAUUGCUACAUCCGUGAGGCCUGGGACAAGUUCUUUGUAGGUGGGUUCCCAGCAGAUGAGGACCUUUAGUGAGCUUCAUGCGUUUCAGAAAUGAGAAGAUAAUGAGUUUUAACCCUUAUUAACAUCGCAGCUCACCCUGUAAGGCAUCCGCUCCACGUUCACACCAGUUUAUCAUGACUAAGAGUUUGUCCAUUUCCUACGUUUUUAUCUAUGAUUAUUUUUACUCAUGCUUUCCAUUGUGAUUUCUAAUUUAAUUUUUUGUUUUCUGAUAAUCGAGUGUAACGUACAAGGAAAAAACACUAAUAUGCAGUAGUAAAUGUACUGUACUUACAAUAAGGGGUUUGGUGUCAAAGUGUCCAGUGGUGAAAUUUACCAAAUCAACUGUCUAUGUUGUGAAAAUGACUGAACUUAUUAAAAAAAAAAAAAUUAAAGUUUGUGAUGUUUACUUGA